AUGGUGUAUUAUAAGUAUGAUAUGGUUCCCAACAUUCUAAUCCUGCUAUUGUCAAUCUUCUUCGUCUCUUUUCAUUAUUUGAGACCCUCACAUCAGAAUACACCAACUUUGAAAACCGACCUUAGAAUGUCCUCUACCAAAUGUCGGGCCAUCAGAGCCAAACAAACUCCAGGCACAAUCACAGUCUACCAAGCCUACUCCCCCGAGAUAGCAGAUCCCGCAAUCAAAGCACAGGCUUUCGUUCCUCCGUUCUCCCGUACGAGAAUGACCUGGAUUAAACCAUCAUUCUUAUGGAUGGCGUAUCGAUCAGGAUGGGCCACCAAAGCUCGUCAAGAGCGUGUCCUUGCCAUAGAGAUUACACAUGAAGGAUUUGAAUGGGCUUUGCGACACUCCUGUCUGAGCCACCAUAUGCCCGGAGAAGAUUCAGACCAAAAGAAGUGGCAGAAAAAGCUGCGUUCCAGCCCAGUGCGCAUACAAUGGGACCCCGAGAGAGAUCUAUCUUUGCGGCCGUUGAACUAUCGGAGUAUACAAAUUGGAUUGAGUGGAGAGGCCGUGGAAAGAUACAUUGAUCAAUGA
Molecule: messenger RNA, 576 nt
Organism: Penicillium salamii
Lineage: Eukaryota; Fungi; Ascomycota; Eurotiomycetes; Eurotiales; Aspergillaceae
Source: the annotation of a GenBank genome assembly